Molecule: messenger RNA, 4727 nt
Organism: Pteronotus mesoamericanus
Lineage: Eukaryota; Metazoa; Chordata; Mammalia; Chiroptera; Mormoopidae
Gene: MCM9
Product: minichromosome maintenance 9 homologous recombination repair factor
Exons: 13
Coding region: 130-3552 (1140 amino acids)
Biological process (GO): double-strand break repair via homologous recombination
Cellular component (GO): MCM complex; nucleus
Molecular function (GO): ATP hydrolysis activity; single-stranded DNA binding; ATP binding
Source: RefSeq, a predicted model, not a curated record
CCGGCCUCCUCGGGUCCCUGGGCCCGCGGCGCGACCCCGCCACCAGGCGAGUUCUUCGAGCCUCACCGCCUCGAGGGCAGCGCACCCCGGUGACUUCUGACACUGUAUUCGACGUUACCUACAUUCAAGAUGAAUAGUGAUCAGAUUGCACUAGUCGGUCAAGUGUUUGAGUCUUAUGUUUCGGAAUACCAUAAGAACGAUAUUCUUUUAAUCCUGAAGGAAAGAGAUGAAGAUGCUCAUUACCCAGUUGUGAUUAAUGCCAUGACCCUUUUUGAGACCAACAUGGAAAUUGGGGAAUAUUUCAAUGCAUUCCCCAAUGAAGUACUAACUGUUUUUGAUAGUUCACUGAGAAGAUCAGCCUUGACAAUUCUCGAGUCCCUUUCCCAGCCUGAGGGUGCCUCCAUGAAGCAGAAUCUUCAUACCAGGAUAUCAGGUUUGCCUGUUUGUCCUGAGCUGGUGAGGGAGCACAUCCCUAAAACCAAGGAUGUGGGUCACUUUUUAUCUGUCACUGGGACUGUGAUUCGAACAAGUUUGGUGAAGAUCCUGGAGUUUGAAAGGGAAUACAUGUGUAACAAAUGCAAGCAUGUUUUUACAGUCAAGGCUGACUUAGAGCAGUAUUAUACCUUCUGCCGGCCAUCCUCAUGUCCCAGCUUAGAGAACUGUAAUUCUUCCAAAUUCACUUGCCUCUCAGACUUGUCUUCAUCUCCAACCAGGUGUAGAGAUUAUCAGGAAAUCAAAAUUCAGGAACAGGUUCAACGGCUGUCUGUUGGAAGUAUUCCACGAUCUAUGAAGGUUAUCCUAGAAGAUGACUUAGUAGACACUUGCAAAUCUGGGGAUGACCUCACUGUUUAUGGGGUUGUAAUGCAACGGUGGAAGCCCUUUCAGCGAGAUGUGCGCUGUGAAGUGGAGAUAGUCCUGAAAGCCAAUUAUAUCCAAGUAAAUAAUGAGCAGUCUGCAGGGAUCAUCCUGGAUGAAGAGGUCCGAAAGGAAUUUGAAGAUUUUUGGGAACAUUACAAGAGCGAUCCCUUUGCAGGAAGGAAUGAAAUAUUGGCCAGUUUAUGCCCUCAAGUUUUUGGGUUGUACCUGGUAAAGCUUGCUGUGGCCAUGGUACUGGCUGGUGGGAUUCAAAGGACUGACGCUACAGGAACACGAGUCAGAGGUGAAUCUCAUCUUUUAUUGGUUGGGGAUCCUGGCACAGGGAAAUCUCAAUUCCUCAAAUAUGCAGCAAAGAUUACACCGAGAUCUGUGCUCACCACAGGAAUUGGAUCUACUAGUGCAGGUCUGACAGUAACUGCUGUAAAAGACUCAGGAGAAUGGAAUUUGGAGGCUGGGGCAUUAGUGCUUGCAGAUGCAGGCCUUUGCUGUAUCGAUGAGUUUAAUAGCCUCAAAGAGCAUGAUAGAACCAGUAUCCAUGAAGCAAUGGAGCAGCAAACCAUAAGUGUCGCUAAGGCUGGCCUCGUGUGCAAGCUGAACACAAGGACCACAAUCCUGGCAGCAACUAACCCCAAAGGCCAAUAUGACCCCCAUGAGUCUGUGUCUGUGAACAUCGCCCUUGGCAGCCCGCUCUUAAGUCGAUUUGACCUGAUCCUGGUUUUGCUUGACACCAAGAAUGAAGACUGGGAUCGUAUCAUUUCCUCCUUUAUCUUAGAAAACAAAGGUUACCCUAGUAAAUCAGAGAAGCUCUGGAGCAUGGAGAAGAUGAAAACCUACUUCUGCCUCAUCAGGAAUCUUCAGCCCACGCUGUCUGAAGCGGGCAAUCAGGUUCUCCUCCGGUACUACCAGAUGCAAAGGCAGAGUGAUUCCCGGAACGCUGCCCGGACGACCAUCCGCCUCUUGGAGAGCUUGAUACGAUUAGCAGAAGCUCAUGCUCGCCUGAUGUUCCGUGACACGGUAACUCUGGAAGAUGCUGUUACGGUGGUAUCAGUAAUGGAGUCCUCAAUGCAGGGAGGGGCACUGCUGGGAGGUGUGAAUGCACUCCACACUUCCUUUCCUGAAAACCCUCUGGAGCAGUACCAGAUGCAGUGUGAACUUAUUCUAGAAAAACUGGAGCUGCAUGACCUCUUGAGUGAAGAGCUAAGAAGACUUGAAAGGUUACAGAAUCAAAGUAUGUCCCAAUCCCAGCCAGGGGCAUUGGAGGUAGAGUCUACUUCAGGAUCUUCGAGAAAUGAUCCAGGGGAAGAAUCCAGAUUCCAAACAUCCACACCACGAGAAAUGAACUAUGGUAUACAUACCUCUUCUACUGGAGGCAGCCCCAGUGGAAGCCCACUUCUUGAUCCCCUACCUCAUCUGGGACCUAAUAGGUCAACAAGUAGAAAACGUUCAGCUCAGCACAAAGACAGCAGAGAUGACAGUUUAGAUUGGUUUGACUCCAUGGAAAGUCAUCAGAUUGAACCUGAAAACACUGUUCCUAUGUCUCCUGGUCUCAAUACGACUGGGGAAAAAACGGCUUUGAAAAACUCCAACAAAUCUCAGGGUAAGGAAAAGAGUGAGCCAGACCAAGGGAGCAAAUUGGAAACUGGACAGCAUCCAGCUCCAGGAGAGACAGAAGCUCCAUUGAAGCCAGAGAGUGUUGAGGGUAAAAAGAAAAAAAAGGCAACCGUAGUUUCUGAAACAACAGGAACUGCUGGGGAACCAGACUCGGUACUGACUCAUCACGUCCCCAGGAAACUGCACAGGCUGCGCAAGGAGAAGGCCCAGGAGUUGUGCAGAAACCCUACCAGGGCGCCCAUAAGCCCUUCUCACCCUCCAUCCACCCCUGUACAUAGUCCAGAAAGGACGCUGGAAACUCUCAAAAGAAAGACACAGAAACCCCUCCCUCAGGUGAAAGAGCCUGAACCUGAAAGGGUUGAAAGUCUGGGUCUUCCAGUGACCAAACUAGCAAAGUUUACUUUCAAACACAAGUCAAAACUGAUCCACUCCCCUGAAGACCACAGCCACGAGUCUCCUGGCACAGCUGACAUAGCAGUUCAGAAUCUGAAAAUUUCCCAGCAUGGAACAAGAGGAGAAGCAGCUCUGCUGGUGAAGGGUCCAGAAAUGCUGACCUCUGCCUCAGGAAACGGAAGCUCAGGUCAGCUGCAGGGGAAGGCAAGGCAGGCGUCACGGCAGCCACCAGAGAAAGACAGAUGGGGAGAGGAGAGGGAAAGUGCCUCUGGAAAGAGAGUUAGUCAGCCUGAAUCUGAGCUUCGGAACGAGACUGGGCAUUUGCAUCUUACUUGUGAAAAAGACGAAAAAGAAGAGCUUUUGUGCAUUAAUAAAAGCAGCAAGGUUCAUGCUUGCACAUUAGCCAAAUUGGCCAACUUCUCCUUUACUUCCUCCUCUGAAUCUAAAUCAGAAUCCCUGCCUCCUUCUGAAAGUGAGAACUGGCGAGAGAGAGGCCCAGGCUGUCCUCCCACGACUACAGCUACCACGCUUGGCAGGAAAAGAAAGACUUUUCAGUUGGGGGGGUCCACUGACAGAUUCAGUCUUUCCAAAAAAUCUCUCUUUACUUUACCAGAACUAGAAGAUGAAGCAUUAGAUUUUGAUUGGGAUGAAGAAAUGAGAAAAAAGCCAUGAUCAUGAAAAUCUUGCUGGUCAAAUUCCAUCCUCCCCAACUUCACACAGCAUCUUUCGGAUAUCCCCAUGGUCUUUCUGUAUGUACAGGCCUGUUGGCCAUAUUGAGUGCCCGUGGAGAAACCAGCUCCCCCAUCAGGUCUCAUAAUUCAUCUCAGGCUUACCUUCAUGGCUCAGAAAGUUACUUAAUCAAUGUAGGUCAGUGUGAUACCAGCACUGAAUCAAAUUAAUUGACAUUGUGCAUAAUUUUGCAGAUAGAGGACUUGCAUUCCCCAAAAUGUUUGUUUUGUUUUUAAGGAGUGAGUCCUCCCAGGAUUCUGUCCUUCAUUCACGCAGCAACAAAUGUCAGGAAGGUAGCAUUCAUAAAGCUAACAAGUUAGAUGAAUUCUUCUUCUAUUUUUUCCUUAUAUUUUUUUUUACCCCAUGAUUUGCCAAGCACGGUGAGUAUUUAUUAUGAUAUGACAAAAUCAUAUGAUUUUUCUCAUUGUUUUUGUGUUUAUUAUGUGUAAGAUUUAAGGUGACUAAGGCUUUUUUUCCUUUGAGACGCAUCCUUACAAUUCCAUUGUAUUUCUAAAGAUCUGGCAACUGGUCAAAUAGUAGCUUUCUGAAGUAUUGACCUUUUGAGUUUUUGUUUCUUUCUCCAGCCCACAUUUUGUGCUUCAUAUUCUUUUUCUCUUUUGGGGCCCUCCUUCAACACAACUUCAGUCCUGUUGGAAGGAAAGAGUGUGUGCCGUACUCCAUCAUGUAUCAUGGUCUCUACCAAGUAGUUAGUAUGGAAAUGUGAUUCCUACUGUUAUAACUCAUUUGUCAUUAAAACCAAGCAAAUGACUGUGUUUGGUAGUAAAGUACGACUCAAGCUUUGUCUUUCUGAAGUCCUUUAAAAUCACUCUUCCUUUGGAUUCUAGCAGGGACCCUUAGGAAUCCAUAAUUACAGGAUUUAUCUUCUGAAGUAUGAAUUUGUAAAAAAAAAAUAUAACAGAUUCUUUCAUUGUCUGAGGGACUUGUAGACCUGAAGAGUACUCAAAGUUAUAUGUACUUUGUUUAAUGACUAUUUCAUUAAUUUUAUACAGAAAAAAAUUAGGCACCCCAAUUUUUUUGAGCAUUUUACUUAAACAUUAAUUGCAAAAUCAACUGGUUAAAUUUACUGAAAAAUUUUAAUCUAUGCGUACAAAUUUAGU